Messenger RNA from Knipowitschia caucasica, 591 nucleotides. The record is from the annotation of a GenBank genome assembly. Lineage: Eukaryota; Metazoa; Chordata; Actinopteri; Gobiiformes; Gobiidae.
AUGGGGGGGGGUUGGGGGGGGGGUUGGGGGUGGGGGGGGGGGGGGGGGGGGGGGGGGGGGGGGGGGGGGGGGGGGGGGGGGGGGGGGGGGGGGGGGGGGGGGUGUUGUGGGUGGUUGGGGUGGGGGGUGGGGGGUGGUGGGUUUGGGGGGGGGGGGGGGUUUGUGGGGUGUGGGGGUUGUGGGGGGGUUUUGGUGGUGGGUUGGGGGGUGGGGGUGGGUGUUGGGUUUUUUGUGUGUUUGUGGUGGGUUUGUGUGUUUUUUGUGGGGUGGGUUGUGGUGGUUGGUGGUUUGUGUUGGGGGUGUGGUGUUGUGGUUGUUGUGUUUAUGGUUGGGUUUUGUAUUUUGGAUUGUUUGGGUUGUGUGGUGGUGGUAUUUUUUGGUGGUGGUGUGGAUUUUGAGGGAUUUGAAAGGUUGUGUUUGGGUGUUGGGGGUUGUGUUUGGGGUGUUGUUGGGGGGUGUUGGGGGGGUUUUGGGUUUAUUUUGGUUGUGGGUUGGGUGGUGGGGGUGUGUGGGUGUUGGGGGUGUGGUGGGGUUUGUGUUGUGGGUUUGAUGGGAGGGUGUUUGUGUGUGGGUGUGGGAUUGAUUGUUUGA